Molecule: messenger RNA, 2327 nt
Organism: Theobroma umbraticum
Lineage: Eukaryota; Viridiplantae; Streptophyta; Magnoliopsida; Malvales; Malvaceae
Source: RefSeq, a predicted model, not a curated record
AUUAAUGCAAAUAGAAUUUUUUAAAAUUUUAAUUGGUGGCACUUUGUGGGAUUCAUUAAAUGUUAUUUUCUAGUAUUUGUUUUCCAAGGGCUCCUUUACAUUUCAAAUCUCCUGUUUAGAUCGUGGAUUUAUAGUGCAUUGCCUUGCAAAUGGUCACUCUGACCAAUGCUGAAGGAAUCUUCACUCCUUGAAUUAUUUAGUUUACAUAUGACUCGGUGAAAAAUGAAUAUGUUUAUAUGUAAUAUUUAUACAAGAUAACCUGGUUUGAAUUUUAGAUAUUCAAGGGUGCUGUCUAUAGGUAUAGAUAAGAGUGGACCUAGCUACCCCAAACCUUAUUUGAGGUUUUUAAUUAGCUUACAACUCACCCUGCCAUUUACAUCCUUUAGAUGCUUUAUGCCUUUUUGGAAUUUACUUGUACUUUGUUACAUCUUUCACUAGAACUUGUCAUGUCUACCAGCUGGUUUAUAAAUCAGCUUCCCAUCACACUAUCCCCCCCUAUGUUUGCUGUUUUAGAUGAUAGUUGUAUGUUAUCAAAAUCGUGCAUGGGUACUUUCAUACUUAACUUUGUGAACUGGAAACUCUCCUUCCUAAGUGAUAAGUUGUGCUUCACACAUUCCACUUGCAUUACAAGAUAGCAGAGUGGACCGUUGUAUGCCAUGCCAAGUUAUACAUACAUGCAUGCAUGUCUGUGUUUGCAUAGAUGGAUUUUGGAGUGUGUGCUUGCAUUGCAUUUCUCUAUAAUACGGAUGCGUAUGUCAAAUACCGAUAUAAAAUUGAUGUAAGCCUAUACAAACAAGAUUUGUAGGAUUUAUGUUAGGCAUUGGUCAUGCAGUGCCUCAUGUUGCAUGUGCGGACGCACUGACAGCACAUGCACUCUGGUGGCUCCUAUACUCUUGCAACUUACUUUUAGGCAAAUAUAUUUGGAAUGUAAGCCUGACCAAAACUAUGCCUAUAAUGAGACACAAUUUUCUGAUUUGGUAUUUUUGAAUGGUUUUUUUUUUUAUAUUACUUCUAUAAAUAAAAUCACACGCACAUUUGUCAUAGUAGUGCUUGUGCACCACCUCUGACUGUAGGCUGCAAAUAUCUAUGAUGCUGUGUUUCUUAUGUAAAUUAUAUUUUUAGAUCAUGAAAAAUUACUAGUUAAAUUAAGGUAGAAAAAUAGGUAAAUAUAGCCUGCAAUGUAUUAUACUGAAUUGGGUCGUUGGCUUUCUCUUUGUGAUUAUUUGCCCAGUUUUUUGUGCCAGCACAAAUCUAAAUUAAAAGCUAAAAGAUAAACACCUCUUCCAAGAAAAUGAGAAUCAGUUCAUAAAUUACGGUGUUGGCAUCACUUAAAGAUAAUACAACCAGAAACAUUGUACGAAUACUUUGUAUUGUUUUAUUCCUAUCAUCAUUGUAUGAGAAUUCACUUAAAUUGCACCUCCUUGAGUGAAUGAUCUCUGAACUUUUCAGAUAUUAUUGAUGAACUAGUAAAGAAUGGUAAAGAGAUAGAGGCAGUGUACUUUGCCAUGGAGGCUGGCUUGACAGAAAGAUUUUCUCCUGUUUCUCUGCUCAAGUCCUAUCUCAGGAACUCCAAAAAGAAUGCGGCCACCAUACUGAAGAAUGAAAAUUAUAGUGCAGCUGCAACGCAGGAGGAGUCGAACAAUGUGGAGCUGAAUUCAAUCAAAGCCAUCAUCAAAUGUGUUGAAGACCAUAAGCUUGAGUCAGAAUUCUCUGUUGAUAGCUUAAGAAAGCGAGCCACUCAGCUGGAGAAAGUCAAGGCAGAUAGGAAAAAGAGUUCAUCAGCCACUGGAAAGCCUCAAAAUAAGCGAGGCCAUAAUGCUGGUAGUAGCCGGGGCAGUGGACCUUCUGCUUUCCGUCCGGCUAAAGCCGCUAAAUUUUCAAAUUCUUAUGCCCCUUUCAGUCGUAGAAACCCAGCUUCCUCUGCACAGCAUAGUCCAGCUGCACGAUAUUCUGGACCAUAUAACUAUGCUGGCCAGAAUGUUUUUGAGGGUCCUACUGCGCCAUAUGCAUCAGCAUAUGGUGUGGCCCACUCUCAAAGUCCUGCUGCAGUUACUCAACAACACUACCCACACGCCGUGGAUAAUAUGGGUGCUGCUGGUUAUCGGAACAGCGGUGCUUUUGGGGUUCAAACUAGUUAUGGGGCAUAUGAUUAUGGCUCUGCUCCGCCAUCUGCAUACCAACCUUCAUCAUAUACCCAAUAGUGUGGAAGCGGCAACCUGGCGACCGGGAAAUUUUUGUGUAAUCCCCUGUAGGUGUCCUUGUAUUGAGAAGCCUUUCUUUUUCUUGUAAUCCCUUUUUUAUUUUUAAUAAAUAAUCAUCUUUUCUCA